CGGGAAAAUAAGAGACGCGUGGUUUGACGGGUGGUAUUGAGAGUGAUCAUGACGCGCUGGGCUCGAGCCAACAAUGUUCACAAACACAAACCAGCAGACGCCACCCCGUGGAGCCAGCUAAAAGCGCGCGGCGAUGCUGGUGGGAGCGGGGGUGAGAGGGGUGCAGGGAGAAAGGGACAUGGUAGGCCUUGCAAUCAGCCAAAACAACCCCUCCGCAGGACGCAGCCUGGCGAGGGACGGAAGAAGCCCAACAAGAAGAAGAAGGACUAUGACAAUGUGGACGUGAAUGGCUUCCUGGAGUACCUGCAGCAGACAGGUCAGCCGCUGCCCCGCGGGCCCCCAGGGGCAGCUGGUGUGGAGGAGGGACUGAGGGAGGAGGUGGAGAUAGCGCUGAAGAAGGACAAGAGGCGUGAGGACAGGAGGCUAAAGAGACAGAAGAUCAAGAAGAAUGGCAUGCUGUGCUUUAACUGCAGGAAGCCGGGCCACGGGCUGGCUGACUGCCCGGAGGCGGACAACGACGAGGAGAUGGGGCGGGGCAUCUGCUACCGCUGCGGCUCCACGGAGCACGAGAUCCAGAGGUGCAGGGCCAAAGUGGACCCCGCCGUAGGAGAUUACCCUUACGCCAAAUGCUUCAUAUGCAAUCAGAUGGGCCACCUGUCUAAGUCCUGCCCUGAUAACCCCAAAGGACUGUAUGCAGCAGGGGGAUGCUGUCGGGUGUGCGGUUCUGUGGAACACUUUCAGAAAGACUGCCCAGAGCACCAGGGCUCAGCAAAUGCAGUUACCGUGGGCCGCCUGUCUAACCGCAUGAGUGCCGACCAUGAGGACGUUCACGUUCCGGUCAAGAAGGUGAAGCCCAAGCAGGAGAAGGUGGUCGUUUUCUGAAAAGCAGAUCCUCCCUUGGAAAGAAGAAAGGGAAUUGCAGACAGCCAGAAGGACAGAAAACACUGCAUUUACCUUGCCAAUAACCCUGCAGCUCCUCCAAGACUGUUUCUGUUGGGGAACACUAAAAGCAUAGGCCAUGAACUGAUAAAAGUCUAUAUAUUAAAAAAAAAAAAAAACCCCUUUGGCUGUCAGUGGUGGAGAUGAUUGCAGCUCCUUUCCGGCCCCAGAGAGAGAGCUGGCCAGUCACGGUGGCAGACGGCUAGUGAGAACAACCUAGCGAUACCACCUGCUUCUGCUUCCACCCACUAGGUGGCAGACCACUUCUUAUGGAGCACGCGGCAGUACAAGUUCUUAACCAAAGCAGCCCAGCUCCUCCAGUGAUGAAACGCUUGUGGGGCAGUGGCUUUUCAGGAAUGCCUCCAGCCCAUUCAUCGUUGUACUCUGUUCCAGGGGAGUUUUCGGUUUUGGCUCCUUGCCUUGUCAAAAUGUUUUCUGUGUGCUGUGGAAGACAUUGAUGCAGGCACUCUCCUUUUUCUCCUACACUUCUCAGAGCACCCUGUGACCCCUUUUUAUAGGCUGGUUACAGGCUACAGCCUGCCCCACACCACAGCUGAAGUAUUUUUGUGUGAGUGCAGGUGAAACUACAUUACGCAGCCCUACUAAAUGUA
Messenger RNA from Megalops cyprinoides (Indo-Pacific tarpon), 1550 nucleotides. It is a transcript of the gene zcchc9, whose product is annotated as zinc finger, CCHC domain containing 9. Gene Ontology annotation, molecular function: zinc ion binding; nucleic acid binding. Bases 49 to 882 code for a protein of 277 amino acids. NCBI's taxonomy places the organism in Eukaryota, Metazoa, Chordata, Actinopteri, Elopiformes, Megalopidae. The transcript is spliced from 6 exons. The record is from RefSeq and is a predicted model, not a curated record.